This is a messenger RNA of Dalotia coriaria, 1538 nucleotides long. RefSeq names its product DNA repair protein XRCC1-like. The transcript has 4 exons. Gene Ontology annotation, cellular component: nucleus. NCBI's taxonomy places the organism in Eukaryota, Metazoa, Arthropoda, Insecta, Coleoptera, Staphylinidae. Gene Ontology annotation, molecular function: damaged DNA binding. The record is from RefSeq and is a predicted model, not a curated record. Gene Ontology annotation, biological process: single strand break repair; base-excision repair; double-strand break repair via nonhomologous end joining. The coding region runs from base 51 to 1298 and encodes 415 amino acids.
AGGUAUUGGUAAGUCGCUCAAGCAGCAAUGAGUUUAAACCAUUGCUGGGUAUGACAUCCUUCAUGACCUCCUUGGAGGCUAGGAAUCAUCAGAAUAUUAAUCAAGUGAGAAUGUUCACUAGUAAUAAUUUCUCACAACCAGAAGGCAGUGAGAAGUGGGAUAGAGUUAAGAUUGUUUGUAUUCAACAAUACAACAAACAUGUACAAUAUGGGCUAUCCUUUGUUACAAUGCAUUGUAAUGAAGGAAGUGGACUUGCUGGGAAAAGGAAUGUGAACAAGUUUACUCUGCGGGCUGACUCUCCUACUUCUUUUAGUGUAGGAACUUUGUUUUCUAAAGAACGGGAAAAUUUGAAAUUGGAUGUCAUUCCAUCAACAUCAUUAAAAGGUGCAGCUGCAAUUAGAGAGGCAUCUACAAAACCAUCUCAUUCGCCACAUAGAUUUCCAAUCGUCAAACGACCACCAACUGCCAGUCCGCAACCGUCAACAUCCAAGGACGAUUCGAACGACAGUGAAGAAUCAAAAGAUAAAAAUCGCAAUCGGAAAAAUUUGCUUUAUGAUGAUGAAGACGAAGCACCCAAUGAUAAAAUUGAUCGCCUCAUAGAAAUAAAGCAAAAAGAAGAUGCCGAAAAGCAGAAAUUAAAAGAAAAAGCAGAUAGUAAGAAGGCGACACCAAAUAAAACACCUAAGAAUACAAAUGGUAAAACUGGAAAUAGUAACCAAGUCAGAAAAAGAAAAACAGAUACCCAACCAAGUGUGCUUGAUCCUGACAGCUCGAAAAGCCCUAAAAAUCGGCGAACUGUGGAUGUUUUAAAGGAUGUUAAUACCACGCCACCCAAUGCUGGACCAUCCUCACCUACCACUUCAAAACAAAAGCGACGAUCAUCAGAAAUAGAUGAGAGUAACGAAAGUCCACGCAAAAAAAUGAAGGGAGCAAAUGGCGAGGAAAGGAAACACCAAACUAAACGUUAUGAAAAUUUGCUAGAAGGUGUUGUGUUUGUUAUCAGCGGUAUUCAAAAUCCGGAGAGGGCUCAACUACGAACGAGCGCAAUGGCUUUGGGUGCAAAAUACAAAGCUGAUUGGGAUAGAACAUGUACGCAUUUAAUUUGUGCGUUUGCAAACACACCAAAAUUCAAUCAAGUACGUGGCAAAGGUAAGAUAGUAAAGAAGCAAUGGAUAAUUGAAUGUGAAAAACAAAGGAAGCGACUCCCAUGGAGGCGAUUUUGUCUGGAUCGCAGAGAUAACACCGGAAACGAAAGCGAAGAUGAGAUUUGGGAGGAAGUUGAGUUAUCUGAUAGGUAAAUUAAAAAAACAAGGAUAUACUGCAGAUCGGGAUACUGAUGAGGAAAUCGAGCGAAUUCAUCGUAUAAUGCAAGGACAAGAAGAUAAGAAACUAAUGGGGGACGUGAAUGGCAACAAAGAUACAAAACUAGAGGAGUUACCAGCAUUGCCAAACUACUUCUCUGGGCUUAAGUUUUAUUUAAGUGAGAAUUUGGGUUCUUUAAGAAGGGAUCUUACGAGAUAUAUUGUUGGAUAUGACGG